Anthonomus grandis grandis is the source of this 1456-nucleotide messenger RNA. It is a transcript of the gene Hel25E, whose product is annotated as ATP-dependent RNA helicase WM6. The record is from RefSeq and is a predicted model, not a curated record. Gene Ontology annotation, biological process: mRNA splicing, via spliceosome; mRNA export from nucleus. Bases 154 to 975 code for a protein of 273 amino acids. The transcript has 4 exons. Gene Ontology annotation, molecular function: RNA binding; ATP binding; RNA helicase activity. Lineage: Eukaryota; Metazoa; Arthropoda; Insecta; Coleoptera; Curculionidae.
GGUCCUGUCACAACUUGACGUAUGUGUGUGUGUCACACGACGCAUCUUUCAGUUUUCCUAUUUCUGUUCUCGAGUGUGUUUGUUUCUGUUCUGUUCAUCGGUUUCCGGUGACCGCCAUUUUCCCGACCUAUUAUACUGUGAAAUCCAAACAAAAUGGCAGACACAGAAGAUCUUCUUGAUUAUGAAGACGAGGAACAGACCGAGCAGACCACCAAUGAGGCCUCAACAGAAGUCAAAAAGGCGGUGAAGGGUACAUAUGUGUCUAUCCACAGUUCUGGCUUCAGGGAUUUCCUUCUUAAGCCGGAAAUCUUGAGGGCUAUUGUUGAUUGUGGUUUUGAGCAUCCCUCUGAAGUGCAACACGAGUGUAUCCCGCAAGCGGUCCUGGGCAUGGACAUCCUCUGUCAAGCGAAGUCCGGCAUGGGCAAAACGGCCGUGUUCGUUCUCGCGACGUUGCAGCAACUCGAACCGACCGAGAACGUGGUCUACGUGCUCGUCAUGUGUCACACGCGGGAGCUCGCCUUCCAAAUCAGCAAGGAGUACGAGCGUUUCAGCAAGUACAUGUCCAACAUCAAGGUCGGUGUGUUUUUCGGGGGCAUGCCCAUCCAGAAGGACGAGGAGGUGCUGAAGAAUAACUGUCCGCACAUCGUGGUCGGCACCCCGGGGCGCAUUUUGGCCCUGGUCAAGUCCAAGAAGCUCAACCUGAAGAAUCUCAAGCACUUUAUACUGGACGAGUGCGACAAGAUGCUGGAAUUGUUAGAUAUGCGUCGCGACGUGCAAGAAAUCUACCGCAACACGCCGCACGGCAAACAAGUCAUGAUGUUCAGCGCCACCCUCAGCAAAGACAUCCGACCGGUCUGCAAGAAGUUUAUGCAAGAUGUAAUUUACUACUACACUUUACUACUACUACUACUACUAGCACUACCACUAGUAUUUGGCGCUCGUUUUACCGACGUUCCAGUAUCAUCGACAACUUGAAAACCGAUUUUCCUUUUUCUAAUAUCAAACAAAAAACAAAAACAAACGAGUUUCAAGCGACACGCGUAACGGGGUUUAGUGUACUGUAGCCCAACGUGUAGGUCGUCAAAAAAUAAGGGAGGGACUUUGUUUACUUACACUCGCUAAAGGCAGGGAUGGAUUUGAAGAUUUUCGGCAGCGCUACAGUACAACAAAAUUUGGGACCUAUCAGAGAACAUACUACGGUUUAAAUUUGGUUGAAUUUUGGUUUAAAAAAAAAAAAUCUUAAGAAGACUCUCCAUGUAAGAGGGAUCGGACCACAUGGAAGCGAGAGAAGAAGACGACGACGACGUGACAAAAAAAAUAAUUACGAAUCGCCCCCCCCCCCGAUUGGGAUUUAUGGCCGUCGAUGGCGGCGUUCUCGUCGUUUUUUGCCGUAUGUACAUUUCGAGGCUGUGACGUCCAAUGCGUUGCGUUUUACUGGAUUAUCGUAAUGUUUUUU